Molecule: messenger RNA, 737 nt
Organism: Paramecium sonneborni
Lineage: Eukaryota; Ciliophora; Oligohymenophorea; Peniculida; Parameciidae
Source: the annotation of a GenBank genome assembly
AAUUUAGCAGAAAAAUAUCCAACAAUUGCUAAGACUUUAUUGAUGGCUCUUUUUUAUUCUCCAUUAUUACCAGCAUGUUCAUUUUUUGCACUUAUUAGUAUCAGUGGAAUCUACUGGAUUGAAAAGAUCUUGUUAUUAAGAAGAGAUUCAAAACCUUUACCUACAGGCAGUGAUAUGGCCUAAGCAAUGGUUGAAUUCUAUAUUGAUCUAUCGAUACUCCUUUAUAGUGUAUAUAAGUGUUAUUAUAUUUUGAUUAGUUGGGCAAUUGUAUUUGGGAAUAUAUCAUAUUUGAAACUAUGCAUUGGUCAACAUGGAUAUCUUUCAUCAUUUGCUCUCUAUUCUAUUUAUUUCCUAAAGAUAGACUCUUAGAUUGUAUCUUUAAGAUUGGAGUUGACAAUGCAACAUAAGAAUCAUAUGAUCUUAAGUAUCCUACUUUCUUAGAUGAUUAUGAUCGAAGAAAUCCAGUUACUGCUGAAGAAGCUAAAAGAAUUUGGAUAGAAAGUUAAUAAUAAUAAUCAAAUUUGGAUAUGUAACAACUUAAUCAAAUGUAUUUCAAUACUUCUAUUAUUAGAAUGUCAGCUAAACAACUUGAUGUUUCCAUCUAUCGUUAUCAUUUUAAUAUAAUGUAAUAAUAAUCCAGAUAACAAUUUCUUAUGACUCAUCAUAGAUCUUUUCUUAAAGUUCAUCCAGAAUUCAAAACAGAAAAUAAUUAUAAUCUUAAAAAGCUUUAAUAUUGA